Molecule: messenger RNA, 1230 nt
Organism: Tinamus guttatus (white-throated tinamou)
Lineage: Eukaryota; Metazoa; Chordata; Aves; Tinamiformes; Tinamidae
Source: RefSeq, a predicted model, not a curated record
AUGGAAGCUUACAUAAACGGCCUGCAGAAACCACCAGGCAAACCUUUGGUAUUGAUUAGAAGUGAGCUGUAUUUCACAGGAAUUUCAUUUGAGAAGAUGGUGACAAUACCAAGUAUACAGCACAGCAGUGAGGAGGAAUUAGUAGCAUUAGAGGCACCUUUUUGGGCAUACAUCCUGGGUGCAUUAGGACUUUUUAUCUACCAGUCUCUGGAUGCCAUUGACGGGAAGCAAGCCAGAAGAACAAACAGUAGCUCUCCCCUGGGAGAGCUCUUUGAUCAUGGCUGUGACUCUAUUUCCACAGUUUUUGUUGUCCUGGGAUCCUGCAUAGCAAUCCGACUAGGAACAAAUCCUGACUGGUUGUUUUUCUGUUGUUUUGUGGGACUGUUCAUGUUCUAUUCUGCUCAUUGGCAGACAUAUGUAUCAGGCAUGUUAAGGUUUGGAAAACUUGAUGUAACUGAGGUUCAACUAGCCAUAACAAUGCUGCUUUUAAUAUCUGCCUGUGGAGGACCAGCAGUAUGGGACUGUAAGGUCCCUUUGAUAGGAGUAGAUCUGAAGUUCUUGGUGGUUUUUGGAAUACUGUCUGGAACAGCACUUUCUUGUUUCAAUUACUUCCGUGUCAUUUUUGGUGGUGGAGUUGGAAAAAAUGGAUCUACAAUAGCAGGAACAAGUGUUCUUUCACCAGGCCUGAAUAUUGGACUACUUAUUACACUGGCUAUUAUGAUCUACAAAAAAUCUACAACACAGCUGUUUGAAAAACAUCCUUGCCUGUAUGUUUUGACAUUUGGAUUUGUGAAUGCUAAAAUCUCACAAAAGUUAGUGGUGGCUCACAUGACAAAAAGUGAAAUCUCUCUUCAAGACACUGCAUUUAUUGGGCCAGGGCUUCUGUUUUUGGACCAGUACUUCAACAGUUUUGUUGAUGAAUAUAUUGUUCUGUGGAUGGCAUUGUUCAUAUCCUUGUUUGAUAUGCUGAGAUAUGCCACUGGUGUAUGCCUACAGAUUGCUGCUCAUCUUCAUAUACAUGUCUUCAGAAUUUCAUCUCAUCAAGCUCCUGAACAGGUUCAAAACCAUAAUGACUGAUUAAAUAGAUCAAGGAGAAGAGGAGAAGCAGUUAGGGGAAUGCUAAAUGAAGCAGCCUCUCUUUUUGGGAAGACAGAUUAAGCUUUUCAAAAAAACAGUCUGUGAGAGAGCUUGCUGUCUUAGGUUAUUACCAGGUGUGAUAAUUACUAAAUG